GUGAGGAGGGAGGAGGAGAAAGAGGUGAGGAGGGUUCUUACCGUACAGAGCUGUGCCAAAGCACUACCGGAGGGUUUGAUUUGUACCUCCUUGGGAGGAGGUGGUGGACGGUGUGUUUAAAGGAGAAUAAACUGAGAUUGAAGCCGGAGUGGGAGGGUGGGGAGAUGGGGGAACAGGAGCUCCGUCUGCUGCCGCUGCUGCUGCUGCUGUAACCCCAGAAGACAGCAUCAACGUGGGCGGAUUCAAAAGGUCCGGACCCUAAGCGAGCAUCAACAUGGAGCUGGAGAAUAUCGUGGCCAACACGGUGCUACUGAAAGCACGGGAAGGAGGCGGCGGGAACAGAAAAGGAAAAAGCAAGAAAUGGAAGCAGCUGCUGCAGUUUCCCCACAUAAGUUUGUGCGAAGAGCUGCGACAAACCACAGAAAAGGACUACAGCAGCCUCUGUGAGCGGCAGCCGAUCGGACGGUUACUGUUCAGACAGUUCUGUGAGACUCGACCCGAACUGAGGCGCUGCGUCAAGUUCCUGGAUGCUGUGGCGGAGUACGAGGUGACUCCGGAUGAGAAGAGGAAGGAGUGCGGUCAGGAACUCGUCGACAAAUACUUCAACCCAAAGUCGGAGGACCGUGUGCCUGAGGUGGAGGAGGCCAUGAUGGCUCAGUGUGGCGAGAGGCUGCAGCAGGAGGCCUGUAAAGAGCUCUUCAAGGACUGUACCAAAUUGAUCCACGAUUACCUGAGCGUGGCGCCCUUCGCGGACUACCUCGACAGCAUGUACUACAACAGGUUCCUCCAGUGGAAGUGGCUGGAGAGGCAACUGGUGACGAAAAACACAUUUCGACAGUACAGAGUUUUAGGGAAAGGAGGCUUUGGAGAGGUGUGUGCGUGUCAGGUACGGGCCACAGGGAAAAUGUACGCCUGUAAAAAACUGGAGAAGAAGAGGAUAAAGAAGAGGAAAGGAGAGUCCAUGGCGCUCAAUGAGAAACAGAUCCUGGAGAAAGUCAACAGCAGAUUUGUUGUGAGCUUAGCGUACGCCUACGAGACGAAGGACGCUCUGUGCCUCGUGUUGACCCUCAUGAACGGAGGAGACCUGAAGUUUCACAUCUAUCACAUGGGCGAGGCGGGUUUCGACGAGAAGAGAGCCAUCUUCUACUCUGCGGAGAUCUGCUGUGGGCUGGAGGACCUGCACCGAGAACGCAUCGUCUACAGAGACCUAAAGCCAGAGAACAUCCUGCUGGACGACCACGGCCACAUCAGGAUAUCAGACCUUGGUUUAGCAGUUCAUGUACCAGAGGGACAGACCAUCAAGGGACGGGUGGGAACGGUGGGAUACAUGGCUCCGGAGGUGGUGAAAAACGAGCGCUACACCUUCAGCCCCGACUGGUGGGCGUUGGGCUGCUUGCUGUACGAGAUGAUCGAGGGCCAGUCUCCCUUCCAGCAGAGGAAGAAGAAGAUCAAGAGGGAGGAAGUGGAGCGGCUGGUGAGGGACGUGGAGGAGGAAUAUUCCAGCAAGUUCUCCGAGGACGCCAAGUCCCUCUGUACAAUGCUUCUGGCCAAAGAUCCCACAGAGAGGAUGGGCUGCGAGGGAGGUGGAGCCUCUGAGGUCAAAGCCCAUACCAUCUUCCGCUCCAUCAACUUCAAACGCCUGGAGGCCGGCAUGCUGCCGGCGCCCUUCAUUCCUGAUCCGCAGGCGAUCUACUGUAAGGACGUGCUGGACAUCGAGCAGUUCUCCACAGUGAAAGGAGUGGAGCUGGAGCCAAAAGACGAGUCUUUCUACAGCAAAGUGUCCACAGGCUGCGUCUCCAUUCCCUGGCAGGAUGAGAUGAUCGAGACGGAGUGUUUCACAGAGCUGAAUGUUUUCCACCAGGACGGGACUGUCCCGCCUGACCUGGACUGGAGAGGACAGCCGUCUCCUCCGCCCAAACAGGGACUCAUGCAGCGGCUGUUCGGCAGACAGGACUGCUGUGGUAACUGCAGUGACAGUGACGAGGAGCCCACAAGGCUGUGACACACACACACUCACACACACACACACACACACACGAUCUCAUUUGUUUACAACUUUUGCACAUUUGUAUUUUUAACAUAGUACUCUCUCUAAAUGUCAGAAUGUAUAUUUUCAGCAUAGCCAUAACGUUUAAUGUUAUUUAAAAAGUUGUGAAAUAUUGGCUGUCGCCGCGUUCCAAACGAGGAGACGGGAACUUUGUAUAAAAACAACAACAAAAAAUUUGUCCAGGGAAGGCUUUGCUUUCUCAUUCAUUCAUCCACUCAACACAUGUCCAUGUAACUGAUCUGCUGCUGAACGCUGAGCAGCUCCACUGGAACAAUUGCCUGCUGUAAAAGUGCCUUGCUGGAGGGCACUGUGACAGUGAUUACUAAGGGAGGACUGAGCAUUCCUCGAACCUCUUUACUUUUUUCCCCACUUUGUCCAGGGAAUCAAACCAGUGACUUUCAGCUCGUGAACUGUGACCACUUUUCUUCUUCCGCCCUUCAUUCUGCCGACACUGCUCUUCUGACCUCUUAUUUUUCUUCUAUUUAAUUCUUUUAAAAGUGUGAUUUUUUUUUUUUUUUAAUUUUUGCUUGGACAUUAUGGGUUCGAAACGUUGAUGCUAGAGUCGUGAAGUUGUCUACAUCUGAAGAUAUUUUUAUUUUUCAAUUAUGGAUUUCUUGAGACAAUCGACUCGUUGUGUCGGUGCGGCUCCAGUUACUCUCGUCAGUUCUGUAAAGAUCCUCUUAUUUUUGAUGAAACACCAUUUCACCACAUUUUCUUUGAAGCUUUACCAGUUUUGAUCCAAAAUAAACGACUCACACAUUAUGUUAACACUGCAGAGCUUGAACCAGAAUAAAAUUCAGCAAACAUUAUGGUCACAAUUAGUUUUACAGGGGCCUUUUUUUCGACAAAAGAAAUGUAUCUGGUACUAAUUAUUGAGAAAAUAGAGUUCUAUUCUAAGACAGUUUCUUGAGUGUAGUUAGUUUUGUUCAGUUGAUAAACAGUUGUUGAAUUUCAGAUGACUUUUAUUAAAAGAACUGCUCCAUUUAAACCCUCGGAGACGUCAAUUAAUAGUUUCCUUAUUGUUAGAGACUUUAUUUGUCCUUCAUAUCAAACUGUAGGCUUGUCUGUAAAAUGUUACGUCUUUGCAUGGUCUGACAACCUGCACAACCUAUUUAACUCAAUGUUUAAGUUACAAAUGAAGUUAACAAGACUAAGAAUAUUAGAGUAUUCAGUAGCAACUUGCAUUUAUUUACGCUUACUUAUUAAACCCAAUUUGAUAAAGUCUGUAAGUGAAUCACACAGGUUUGUUUUUGUAAACUUGUCUCUCAGGGUUUCUAUAGAAUUUAUUACUUUUUCAGCAUUUCAUCACCUCUUCCUCUCUUUUUGCUUUGCUUCAUGAGCGGAUGGUGGUCGGAUGAUUUCCGGGCCGUGCAGGUUUACGUGCGUUCGCCCUGCAAGGUGGACAACUUCAUGUGAGGUCGUAAAACAAUGCCAGAGAAAAAGUCAAAGGUUUGAUACGUCCUGAUGUGUCGCAGGCUACAUCCUGAGCUGAUCACGUGAUCAAAGUCACACUGAACAACAAGACGAGAGUAACUGAAGCCGGUCUGUUCGUCACUGCAGUGAGAUGCCUCAGCUGGUACUGUUGUUGCAGUCGAUGGCCUCUGAUUUUAAGCUAUAAAAAUGAAAUACCUCUGAAUGUAGAAACGGCUGUUAUGUUAUUUCUGAUAUUUGAGAAGAUGGACGACAUAAACCAGACAUCUUGUUUUUUUGUUUUUUUUCUUGCUUUCGAAUAUGAACCACAACCAUGAAUUCCUGAAUGUCAACUUCUCUCUGCUCUCCAAAUUAAACCAAAUAGUCGAGUUUCAGCUACAUGUACCAGUGAGGUCGAGUUUUGUAUCAUAAAUGAUGGCAAGCAACAUUUUAAAGGGUGAGUUCAACCACUUUACAAGAAAACUACAUAUUUGCAGAUUUAUUUUAUUUGCUCAGUUUUUGAAAUAUAGACGAGUGUGACGAUUGUCUGUCUAUUCACCCUGGAGCUGGCUUAUGUGUAAACUUGAGGUAAAGAAGUAUCCCAGCAUGCAUUUUGUAUCAACCAAAAUGACCAAAUGAAACCAAAACUGUCUACAUGACCAGAUGCCGGUACAGUUAAAUGAGAAAAGUAUGUUUUGUUGUAACGUAAAUGAGCUUAUCCUUUAAUAAAGCCUGGCUACAACUGAUGAUUAUUUUCAUUAACAGAAUUAUUAUUUCUCAAUCAACUAAUUGUUGUGUCAUCCUCAAAUGUCUUGUUUUGUUUGACCAACGGUUCAAAACCCUAAAUGUGUGACAAAGAAAAAGAAAAGCAGGAAAUUCUUAAGUUUUAAGGAUGAAAAAAGCAAAAGUUUGCUUUAAAAAAAGAUGUUAACACGAUUAAUUGAUUAAUGAACAAGUCGUUGCAGCUCUUUAGAUAAUAUAACUUACCUUUUUAGGUUUGUUUUUAAAGAUAAUCAGCUGUUUUUUUUAUUAAUUCUGAUGUCAAAAAUGGUCUUUAGAUGCAGAAAUGGAUUCAUUGUUCAAGUCUCUUUGUAUAAAUUAGUCUUUAAACCUGUCAAAAUUUGCCUCCUGAUAUCUGCUUUUUUGUUUCGGACAUAGAGCUCUGAUUCAUUGUUUUUUAUUGAAACCAAACCAGUUAUGCAGAGAAGAUCAAAGAUGAAAGUCCUCCCCAUCCAACAUGCCUUUUCUGAAGCCCGUAGUUUCCUCUUUUUAUACAUUCUGUAUGUCUCUCCAUGCGCUCGUGCAAACUUGCUGCUGCGUCAGCGUCAGUCCACUUCCUGUCUGUGGUACCUCGUGUGUUUGUCUGAGAACCUGCCACCCUGGACGCAAAGUCUCUUUGUGAGAUCGAGGACGAUGCGCCUGAAAGAGUCCCUGCACUGAAAGACUGCUGCUGGCCCCGACUCUCCAAACUCUGGAGUCUCUGAUGAGAUUCAACAAAAGACAGAGGUCAAAGAGGAACUUUGAGAGAGUCGGAAGAGCUCGCUAACAUGCCUCCAUGGACGUUUGAAUCAGGGCUCAACUGCUGUGCUGUGUGUCUCUCUGCUGUCAGAUAGUCUCUGUCCUUUGUCUUGAGGAUGCACUGUAAUCUGCCUUAAAGGAUAAUUCCACUUCAUUACAACUUGGGUCUCAUUCUUGUUUGUUGGGUCUCAUCCUUCUUAUCUGUAUAUUAACAUUAAAUUCACCGAGUUCAUUCUGGUCUAAAAUGAAGAAACACAGUGAGGACAUAUUUGGACAUUUAGGAUAUUUUGUCUGGUCCUCAUUUGGUCAAAGGGCUGCUUAUGGCUGGUCAUGAUAAGAUAACCUCGUUGUAGCCUGAUAAUCAGACUGAAUUUGGACACUGUGUCCAUGUUAGUUGAUCCAUGAUCCAUGAGUCCACGGCUAAUCUCACAUUCUGCCGCAGAAAACUGCAUCAUAAUAUUUUUGGGUGACCAGUUAUGGCUGCAUACUCAAGGACCUCUCGUGGUUGCGGUGAAUCACACUUUCUCAAAACACCUUUUAUUGCCUGUUUUAUGAUGCCAUUGACUGCCUGCUGACUCCGCACUGUGAUGGAAGAUUUCUAUGAUUAAUCGGGAGAAGGGUGGAAGUUUUCAAUCUGGAUCAAUAAACAGUCUCGAAAGAA
Messenger RNA from Anarrhichthys ocellatus (wolf-eel), 5636 nucleotides. It is a transcript of the gene grk6, whose product is annotated as G protein-coupled receptor kinase 6. The transcript is spliced from 16 exons. Gene Ontology annotation, cellular component: cytoplasm. Lineage: Eukaryota; Metazoa; Chordata; Actinopteri; Perciformes; Anarhichadidae. The record is from RefSeq and is a predicted model, not a curated record. Bases 275 to 2002 code for a protein of 575 amino acids. Gene Ontology annotation, biological process: signal transduction; protein phosphorylation; regulation of signal transduction. Gene Ontology annotation, molecular function: G protein-coupled receptor kinase activity; ATP binding.